AGCCGGCGGCACGGGAGGUCCAUGGAGGCGGCGGCAACAACAGAUGCAGCUGCGCGGCCCGGCCAUCCCUGACCCGUUCCGCCGCCGCGCUGCGAGGGAGCUGCCGCUCCCAGCGAGCGCCCCGCCGGCGAAAUGGCCGCGUCCCGGCGGGCGGUGAGCGGCGAGACAAGCUCGGCGGCUUACGGGCAAGCCAUCGUCUGGCGCAACGUGGUGCUGAUGGGGCUGCUGCACUUGGGCGCCAUCUACGCGCUCAGCCUGGUGCCGCAAGCGCAGCCCCUCACCCUCCUCUGGGCAUAUUUCUGUUUCCUGAUGACGGCCCUGGGUGUGACAGCUGGUGCACAUCGCCUGUGGAGUCACCGUUCCUACAAAGCCAAGCUGCCUUUGAGGAUCUUUCUGGCUGCAGCUAACUCCAUGGCUUUCCAGAACGACAUCUAUGAGUGGAGCCGAGACCACCGUGUGCACCACAAAUACUCAGAGACGGAUGCAGACCCACACAAUGCCCGCCGUGGCUUCUUCUUCGCUCAUAUUGGCUGGCUCUUCAUGCGCAAGCACCAGGAUGUCAUAGAGAAGGGGAGGAAACUGGAUUUCACUGACCUGCUGGAUGACCCUGUUGUGAGGUUCCAAAGAAAGUAUUACAAGAGUUCAGUUGUGCUGAUGUGCUUUGUGAUCCCAACCUUUGUGCCAUGGUACCUCUGGGGAGAGAGCCUGUGGAAUGCCUACUUCCUGGCCUCCAUCCUCCGGUACACCAUCUCCCUCAAUGUCACCUGGCUGGUCAACAGUGCUGCCCACAUGUAUGGCAACCGCCCUUAUGACAAAUACAUCAGCCCCAGACAGAACACACUUGUCACUCUGGGAGCCAUUGGUGAGGGUUUCCACAACUACCACCACACCUUCCCAUUUGACUACUCGGCCAGUGAGCUGGGCCUGAAGUUCAACCCCACGACCUGGUUCAUUGACUUCAUGUUUUGGCUGGGGUUGGUCACUGACCGCAAGCAGGCUCCGAAAGAGAUGAUCAAGGCUCGCAAGGAAAGGACUGGAGAUGGCAGUUCUUGAAAAGUAAUGGCUUUGCUGUGUCAACGCUGUCGUAUAUGUAGGUGGGUGCACAUCGCCAUGCCUGUAGUGUAUGAAUUUUCCUCUGGGUAAAAUUAGUUUUGUCAAAUCAGUUGGGCUUAAUUAAUUCCCUGGGAACAGAUUUUGCCCCAGCUUUUUUUCCUUAUUAGCUGUCUUCUGUCCAAAUUUAAGGCUAUUAAGUGUAAAAGUGUUAUAUAUUAUUUAAUAUUAGAGUUAAACAGAAGAGAGAUUUGAUUUUAGUCAUGUCUGAAAUCACUGUAAUUUGCUUGUUCGUGGUAAACACUUGCAGGUUGGAGGAACUAACUGUCCUUUCCAAGUGCAGUUAGGGGAGGUUUUUGUUUUACUCUUAAUCAAAUAUGCUCCUUGUCCUGAGGAGACAGGACAAGGCCCAGUGAGCCAUUUCUAAUGGACUAAUGGAAAGGACAGUAACAGCUAUGAUGAAAAACGGGAUGUCCAAGGAUUAAAAAUGGCCUAAAUCUAAUUAGACGUUAGUUUGAAAACCUGCUUUCUUCUCUUAGCCCUGUUAGCCAGCCUGGUGCACUGCUCUCUUUGCUAAAUAUGAAAAACAUUUAUUGCUGAGCAGGCUUUUGUGUUGAAGUUUAGUCUCUAUACAGGCCAAAAUACUGACUAAUACUGUGUUGAGGUGAUUCCUUUGUUGUUGCAUAUGCAUUGUAAUUUGUAAAGGUAUAGCGCUUAACCAUGUCUUAAGCCAAAUAAAGCUUUGGUUUCAGUGUUUGGAGACCUAAGUUAUAUUCUAAUCAGUCAUGACCAUUGAUGCAUGCAUAUUCGAGCUCUUUUUGCAUAAGAGGCCUCUUAAUUUCUUUUUCUGCCUUUGACUAGCAAGUCAGAAAACUGACCUUUAUCUAAAUCAGAGUCUCUAUUUCUAUUUCAGCUGCAUGCAACAUUCAUUGGUUUCUGAGCAAAAUAUAAAGACAGUUAUGUAACUUCUGAAUUUUAACAGUUGCCUUGUUUAAAAACAAAAACCCAACCAACCAACAAACAAACCAAACCCCAGCAUGCAGAAUGAAUGGGACAUAUAACCUUUUCUAUUAGAUGUUAGCCAGUGCAGAAGAGGGACUUUGCGCUGUCAGCACUGGAGCACUUUUGAAGAUAGAGGGCAUGAUUUUCAGUUGUAAAGAAGGUCACCUCCUUGCCCUUCUAAGAGAGAGUGCCUGUGUGCCAUCUGCACGGCCUCACACCCUGGGCAAGGCAGGGAUCUCAACAUAACUGAGAGUCAGGCCCAGAUAUUUUCAGGAAAAGUGUAGUACUAGAAGGAAAAAGAAAAAAAAAGCUUUUUUUUUUGUUCAGUUUCUCAUUUUUUAAUUGAUGCCAUAUAAAAUAGUUGUCUUUAUUCUGUAUUCAUCCCAGUGGGUGUUUUAACAGUGUUACUUUGCCAUUAAUGAUGUGUAAACUCUUGAAUGAUUUACAGUAAAGUUAUGAGUUAGACUG
Molecule: messenger RNA, 2520 nt
Organism: Colius striatus (speckled mousebird)
Lineage: Eukaryota; Metazoa; Chordata; Aves; Coliiformes; Coliidae
Gene: SCD5
Product: stearoyl-CoA desaturase 5
Exons: 5
Coding region: 133-1053 (306 amino acids)
Biological process (GO): lipid metabolic process
Molecular function (GO): oxidoreductase activity, acting on paired donors, with oxidation of a pair of donors resulting in the reduction of molecular oxygen to two molecules of water
Source: RefSeq, a predicted model, not a curated record